This is a messenger RNA of Marmota monax (woodchuck), 2184 nucleotides long. It is a transcript of the gene Ddx4, whose product is annotated as DEAD-box helicase 4. Bases 1 to 2184 code for a protein of 727 amino acids. Gene Ontology annotation, biological process: gamete generation; cell differentiation. Gene Ontology annotation, molecular function: RNA binding; RNA helicase activity; ATP binding. Gene Ontology annotation, cellular component: P granule; nucleus. The transcript is spliced from 21 exons. The record is from RefSeq and is a predicted model, not a curated record. Lineage: Eukaryota; Metazoa; Chordata; Mammalia; Rodentia; Sciuridae.
AUGGGAGAUGAAGAUUGGGAAGCAGAAAUCAUCAAACCUCAUGUGUCUUCCUAUGUUCCUGUAUUUGAAAAGGAUAAAUAUUCUUCUGGAGCAAAUGGAGACACUUUUAACAGGACUUCAGCUUCAUCAUCAGAAAUGGAUGAUGGACCUUCUCGAAGAGAUCAUUUCAUGAGAAGUGGAUUUGCCUCAGGGAGGAGUUUGGGAAACAGAGAUGCUGGCGAGUCUAAUAAAAGAGAGAAUAUGCCCACAGUGGGCAGUUUUAGAGUUGGAAAAGGUUUUGGAAACAGAGGUUUUUCAAAUAACAAAUUUGAAGAAGGUAAUAGCUCUGGUUUCUGGAAAGAGUCUACUAAUGACUGUGAAGAUAAUCAAACACGGAACAGAGGGUUUUCCAAGAGAGGCGGCUAUCAAGAUGGAAAUGAUUCGGAAGCUUCAGGGCCAUCCAGAAGAGGUGGAAGAGGUAGUUUCCGAGGUUGCCGUGGAGGAUUUGGUUUAGGAAGACCAAGUAAUGAAUAUGACCAAGAUGAGGGGACACAGAGGGCUGGUAGCCUUUUUGGUUCUAGAAGACCAGCAUUAAGUGGUGCAGGUAAUGGUGACACUUACCAAAGCAAAAGUGGCAGUGGAAGUGGUCGAGGUGGUUACAAAGGUUUAAAUGAAGAAGUAAUAACAGGCUCUGGAAAGAAUUCUUGGAAGUCAGAAGCUGAAGGAGGAGAAAGUGGUGACAUUCAAGGCCCAAAAGUGACCUACAUACCCCCUCCUCCACCAGAAGAUGAGGAUUCCAUCUUUGCACAUUAUCAGACAGGCAUAAACUUUGACAAAUAUGAUACAAUUCUUGUAGAAGUGUCUGGACAUGAUGCACCACCAGCAAUUCUGACUUUUGAAGAAGCUAAUCUUUGUCAGACAUUGAAUAACAACAUUGCUAAAGCUGGUUAUACUAAACUAACUCCUGUGCAAAAAUAUAGUAUUCCUAUUAUACUGGCAGGACGAGAUUUGAUGGCUUGUGCUCAGACAGGGUCUGGGAAGACUGCAGCUUUUCUCUUGCCCAUUUUGGCUCAUAUGAUGCGUGAUGGAAUAACUGCCAGUCGUUUUAAAGAACUGCAGGAACCAGAGUGUAUUAUUGUAGCACCAACUCGAGAAUUGAUCAACCAGAUUUAUUUGGAAGCCAGAAAAUUUUCUUUUGGCACUUGUGUAAGAGCUGUUGUUAUAUAUGGGGGAACCCAGUUGGGGCAUUCAAUUCGACAAAUUGUACAAGGCUGUAAUGUACUAUGUGCUACUCCUGGAAGACUGAUGGAUAUCAUAGGUAAAGAAAAGAUUGGCCUCAAACAAGUCAAGUAUUUAGUUUUGGAUGAAGCUGAUCGCAUGUUGGAUAUGGGUUUUGGACCAGAAAUGAAGAAGUUAAUUUCUUGCCCAGGAAUGCCAUCAAAGGAACAACGUCAAACCCUUUUAUUUAGUGCAACUUUUCCAGAAGAAAUUCAAAGGUUGGCUGGGGAGUUUUUAAAGUCGAAUUAUUUGUUUGUUGCUGUUGGACAAGUGGGUGGAGCAUGUAGAGAUGUUCAGCAGACCAUUCUCCAAGUUGGCCAGUACUCAAAAAGAGAAAAACUUGUCGAAAUUCUACAAAACAUAGGUGAUGAAAGAACUAUGGUUUUUGUUGAAACCAAGAAGAAAGCAGAUUUUAUUGCAACUUUUCUUUGUCAAGAAAAAAUAUCAACUACAAGUAUUCAUGGUGAUCGGGAACAGAGAGAGAGAGAGCAAGCUCUUGGAGAUUUUCGCUGUGGAAAGUGCCCUGUUCUUGUUGCUACUUCAGUAGCUGCCAGAGGGCUUGAUAUUGAAAAUGUUCAACAUGUUAUCAAUUUUGAUCUUCCUUCUACCAUUGAUGAAUAUGUUCAUCGAAUUGGGCGCACUGGGCGUUGUGGGAAUACUGGCAGAGCUAUUUCUUUUUUUGAUCCUGAGUCAGAUAAUCAUUUAGCACAGCCUCUAGUGAAAGUACUGUCAGAUGCUCAACAGGAUGUACCUGCAUGGUUGGAAGAAAUUGCCUUUAGUACAUAUGUUCCUGGCUUCAGUGGUAGUACAAGAGGAAAUGUAUUUGCAUCAGUUGAUACUAGAAAGGCCAAGAGCACUCUGAAUGCAGCAGGGUUUUCAUCUUCUUCACAAGCUCCCAAUCCAGUAGAUGAUGAGUCAUGGGAUUAA